Caenorhabditis elegans is the source of this 505-nucleotide messenger RNA. Its product is annotated as TFG domain-containing protein. Gene Ontology annotation, biological process: RNA 5'-cap (guanine-N7)-methylation. The coding region runs from base 16 to 378 and encodes 120 amino acids. Gene Ontology annotation, molecular function: RNA binding. The record is from RefSeq and is marked reviewed. Gene Ontology annotation, cellular component: mRNA capping enzyme complex. The transcript has 4 exons. Lineage: Eukaryota; Metazoa; Nematoda; Chromadorea; Rhabditida; Rhabditidae.
CUUUAUAAAAGGAAUAUGACAGAAAGUACAAGCUUGGAUGAACUUUUCAAAGAUCGAUAUUCUCAGAACGAUGAACGAUAUAAGAAAAUGUCUGAAACUGGAUUCGAACCAGUGAUCGUUGUUCAUCCAUGGGAGCCCAGAAGAAAUAAUAACUAUCGAAAUCGCGGAAAUUUCGGCGGAGGACGUGGUGGUGGAUAUCAGCACAGGGACAAUUCAAAUCGAGGCGGUUGGGUUCCACGAGGAGGUGGUCAACGUGGAGGAUAUCGAGGUGGAUGGCAGGAUCGUGGGGGGCAUCGUGGUGGUGGUGGAUGGCAAGAUCGAGGUGGACAGCGACAACCGUAUAGAGGAGGAGAUCGCCGCCGCCAGUACAACGACUAAAAUCAUCGUUUCCUGAAUUUUCCCGAUUUUCAUUAAAAAAAAAUAUUUUAUUAAUUGUCAAUUUUCUACUUUUGACUUUUGUUUAUUAAAAUCCUGUAACUUAUUCGUUUCAAUAAACGUCACAUUU